This is a messenger RNA of Ectocarpus sp. CCAP 1310/34, 511 nucleotides long. Lineage: Eukaryota; Phaeophyceae; Ectocarpales; Ectocarpaceae. The record is from the annotation of a GenBank genome assembly.
AUGCGAACCCUUAUGGGCUCACACCAUACCCUCUCCACCGCCAGCAAGCAGCCUGCAACAGCAGCAGAGCGUGGAGGGUGGAUCCGCUGUUGGUUCCGCCGCUUCGAGCCCCCUCGUCUUUGGUUCCGAAGGCGCGACAACGACAAGCUCCUCUUGUCGUCCGCUGCCCAAGGUGCUGCCUUGAAGCGGGACCUCCACCGAGACGCAUGAUGUUGGUGGAAAGGAGGAGGAGAGGGGCAUGUUGGUAGAGGUUGGUGUUGCACCUCAUCUUGACGCUGGCGAAGGUGAAAAUGGCGAUGAUGCUGCCUGCGACAGCCUCGCUCGGCGGCGGCGCAGCUCGUCGAGAGGGUACAAGAGUUGGCGAUGGCACGCCUGCAGAUGGUCCAGGCCCAGCUACUUCCGGUGAAGCUCUAAGCGGUGCAGCCCUGCGGGACAUGUCUCCAGGUGCGAAGAAUGAGGCGCACGUUCGACCCAGGGCUGACCGCUUUAGCCUCCGAGGCGAUCGACCGGC